AUGAUGGAAAUUGAUGAGGAGGAUAUCUUACGCGCAAUUGCGAACGGUGGUUCGGUUGACUUUUCAAUAUGGCCAGCUUUAUUAUCAGGAAUAGUGGCUCGAAUCGAAAAGAUCACACAUCAUGAAUUCUCAAUACCUAACUUGCCAUCCACGGCCGUUGCUACUACUAUUAUUCCAUCCUCGAUACCACAUCCACCUUUAGUUCGACGCUAUUCAGAGCCGACAGAGAACUUUCUGUCACCACUACCGUCGUCGCCUUUAGAACCCCCAAGCUCAGCAUCUUCUCAAGAUAAUAAAGAAAAUACACCCAUUGCGCCGCGGGUAAACCUGUCGUCUACAUCAGCUCCUGCUUCUGCUACAACUCUUCCUCCGGGCACGCUACCACCACAGAUCAUCUCUAUGCUUACCGAGAUAACUUCUACUUUAAAAUCCACAUUCCCAAAGUAUCCUCCACAUACUUUGCAACGCUUAUCAGAGCUUGUCCUAGCACCCAGAAAUCACUACCGUACAUUACCAACAUAUCUUCAUGCCCUCGAUAGAGUUGUCCAUGUGACUUCGGGUCUUAACAUUUAUCCACUCCCUCCAGCGAUACCCGAUAUGAAAACAGCAUCGCUGCUAACAAAUGGAAUAUCCGAUCCCAUAGCCUCACCGUCGCCCUUCGCUGCACCUGGUAGUGACGAAGCUCUAGGCGGUGCUCUUUUGACUCCCAUCCCCUGGCUUCAGCCAAAUCAGCAUGGAAUUGGUGGGCCCUCGCAAUCCUCGCUAGGAACACCGGGAACUAGAAGUCCUAACAGCCAGAAUAGCGGAGUAGUCGGCCCAAUGGGCGGUGAUCUCGAAGGCGAGGUACGUACGGAAAGCACUGAGACUAUCGAUGGUCCCAAUGGUGUCGGCAGUAUCGAGACGGUAUCAGUGUCGGUCAACGGGAUCCCCUCAAUGGGCGCUCGUGGUAUAGGUGUAACUCAAGGCGAGCUACUGAGGCAGGAACAACGCGCCGGUGUGGUCCCCGUCAGCCAACUUGUGCCUAGCCACCACGUACACGGCGGGAACCCGCACGCCCAGAUUCAUCGGCGAGCAUCCACCUCUCCGAGCACCGAAUCCCCUCAAAAUGUAGCGACACCGACUUCUUCAUCCGGCAGUCCCGAAUCUGAGAGGAAGUCCCAGUCUCCUCCAAAUGUAGAUACCCCUCCUUCUAUUAGCGGUACCGCCACCCUUACCGUAGACGCCGACGCUCCUCUAGGCUCGGUAACCGGCGCGGAUGAAGAGAAGCCGCACGCGCGGGGGCCCGAGGAAAUUGGCCCAGAAGACAUGGGUCCGCAGCACGGCAACACAAGUCUCGGGAGCACUACGAUCGGCAGUCCAGGCGGCGUCGAGAUGCAAGGCAUCGACGUCGAAGCAGCGGUUGGUCGAAAAGCAGUAGGGGGCCGUGGAAGCAGCAAGAGUCCUCCGAAGACGGACGGGGCGGGCGAUAAGAUGGACGUCGAGGCAUCAGAAGAAGAAGGCAGCGAUCGAGAAACGAAACGCGAGGCGGAGGACGAGCCCGAGGGCGCUGCGGGAGCGAAGAAGUUGAAAGAGGAUAAGGAACUGGCGCCCGAGACGACUACCGAAGAAGGACGGACCGAGGCCGAGGCUAUGGAUACUUCUUCUGAUGGCAAGGGAGAGGCGAAAGGGGUGCAGGGAAGCGUCUAG
Molecule: messenger RNA, 1686 nt
Organism: Daldinia childiae
Lineage: Eukaryota; Fungi; Ascomycota; Sordariomycetes; Xylariales; Hypoxylaceae
Exons: 3
Coding region: 1-1686 (561 amino acids)
Biological process (GO): protein dephosphorylation
Cellular component (GO): cytoplasm; protein phosphatase 4 complex; nucleus
Molecular function (GO): protein phosphatase regulator activity
Source: RefSeq, a predicted model, not a curated record